Messenger RNA from Ceratitis capitata (Mediterranean fruit fly), 2729 nucleotides. RefSeq names its product frizzled (gene fz). The transcript is spliced from 5 exons. The coding region runs from base 221 to 2050 and encodes 609 amino acids. Lineage: Eukaryota; Metazoa; Arthropoda; Insecta; Diptera; Tephritidae. Gene Ontology annotation, biological process: canonical Wnt signaling pathway; non-canonical Wnt signaling pathway. The record is from RefSeq and is a predicted model, not a curated record. Gene Ontology annotation, molecular function: Wnt-protein binding; Wnt receptor activity. Gene Ontology annotation, cellular component: plasma membrane.
CCAUCAUUAUACUCCGCCAUAACAAAAAAAAAAACCCACAAAAGUGUUCCCUUACAUAAUUAAAAUUCCUGUGAAGUGGGAUUGAUGGGUUGAAUUGCUAAAAGGUCAAAACAAGUCGACACAAUAAAGUAAGCAAAUAAUAAUAUUAAUUGUGAAUAACCCACCUCAUUAAAUCUAUCCAAUCGCCAGCAAAAUCUCCGACAACUACUACGCCGCGAAAAUGUACGCGCAUCAAAGUGUAAUGCCGACGGCAGCACGCCGUCGCAGUCACGACCGUCCCGCCGCCUCCAGCAACACAUUAAUCUGUGCCAUAUUUGUCGCCGCGUUCACUUGCCUCACACCACCAAUCGCAGUGCGCGCUGUACAUCGUUACGAGCAGACGCCCGUCGAAGCCAGCCCCUAUUAUCGCACCUCCGCUUCGGGUGAAAUGAUAAGCUCAUCAGCCAUGACGAGCGAUGCAUUUCCGCAUCACAAUCGCUGUGAACCGAUUACCAUAUCGAUUUGUAAAAAUAUACCCUACAACAUGACAAUAAUGCCGAAUUUAAUCGGUCACACAAAACAGGAGGAAGCCGGUUUGGAGGUGCAUCAAUUUGCGCCACUCGUCAAAAUCGGUUGUAGUCCCGAUUUGCAACUCUUUCUGUGUUCGUUGUAUGUGCCCGUUUGUACGAUACUCGAACAGCCGAUACCGCCGUGCCGUUCGUUAUGUGAAUCGGCGCGUAUUUGUGAGACACUCAUGAAGACAUACAAUUUCAAUUGGCCGGAGAAUUUGGAAUGUUCGAAAUUUCCCGUAAAUGGUGGUGAGGCUUUGUGUGUAGCGGAGAAUACUACAUCUUCGACACCGACACCGACGCGUAGUAUACCGAAAGUGACGCCGCGUAAGAAUUAUGCCGACGGUCCGCAUCGCAAUAUCGGUUUUGUGUGUCCGGUGCAAUUGAAGACGCCCCAAGGGAUGGGCUAUGCGCUGAAAGUGGGCGGAAAGGAAUUACGUGAUUGUGGCGCGCCUUGUCAUGCCAUGUUCUUUCCGGAAAAAGAGCGUACUGUUCUACGCUACUGGGUUGGCUCUUGGGCGGCGGUUUGUGUGGCGAGUUGCCUAUUUACGGUGCUGACCUUUCUCAUUGACUCGUCGCGUUUUCGCUAUCCGGAGCGUGCUAUUGUUUUUCUUGCCGUUUGUUAUCUCGUUGUGGGUUGCGCGUAUGUCGCCGGUUUGGGUGCGGGCGAUUCGGUGGCGUGCCGUGAACCCUUUCCGCCACCGGUGCGUCUUGGACGGCUGCAGAUGAUGUCGACGAUAACGCAGGGUCAUCGCCAAACCACCGCUUGUACCGUUUUAUUUAUGGCCCUCUACUUCUGCUGCAUGGCCGCCUUUGCUUGGUGGUCAUGUUUGGCGUUCGCUUGGUUUUUAGCCGCCGGCCUUAAAUGGGGUCACGAGGCGAUCGAAAAUAAAUCGCAUUUAUUUCAUUUAGUCGCUUGGGCAAUACCAGCGCUGCAAACAAUUUCGGUGCUGGCAUUGGCGAAAGUUGAAGGCGACAUACUCUCCGGCGUCUGUUUUGUCGGCCAACUGGACACACACUCACUGGGUGUCUUCCUCAUACUGCCACUUUGCAUUUAUCUCUCAAUCGGUGCACUCUUUUUACUCGCCGGUUUUGUGUCACUCUUUCGCAUACGCACCGUUAUGAAAACAGAUGGCAAGCGUACGGAUAAACUGGAGCGACUCAUGAUGCGUAUUGGUUUCUUCUCGGGUCUCUUCAUAUUGCCAGCGCUCGGCUUUCUCGGCUGCCUCUUCUACGAAUACUACAAUUUCGACGAAUGGAUGAUACAAUGGCAUCGCGACAUCUGCAAGCCCUUCUCCAUACCAUGUCCGCAGCAACGUUCAGAUGGCUUGGAGUCACGACCGAUCUUCCAGAUUUAUAUGGUCAAAUAUUUGUGUUCAAUGUUGGUGGGCGUAACGUCCAGCGUGUGGCUGUACUCGGGUAAGACGAUGGUGAGUUGGCGAAAUUUCGUGGAGCGACUGCAGGGAAAGGAUCCGCGUACGCGUGCUCAGGCUUAUGUUUAGUUUAAUUUAAAUGUGGCAUUAGUUGUGUAAGUGUAGACAGUUUUUAAGUGUGUUUGUGUGUGAGUGUGUAUGUUUGUGUGUAUUUAUAAGUUGUGUAAAAUGUUAAAAAACUAUGUAAAAUUGUACGUCUUAAACUUCCAGUAAAAUCAGUGCUCAUACAUAUAAGGCAUUAACUCAAACGCGAACCGCUCAGCAUCUAUUUGAGCUCAUAGAUUUGAGUGAAAACCAAAAUUUAAUUUUAAGCGCAAACUAAAAUUACUUUAAAAUUCGUGUAAAAAUAUAAAAAAAAAAUCCUACGCAAUGAGAUUAUUUCGUUCGUUUAUGAGGGUGUUUGAGUGCUUUAAUAGGCAUUGAGUGAGUGUUAAAUGUAUAUUUGAGUAAAACCUCUAAGUAAUUUAAAUUUAAAUUAAGAAACUUUUGAGUGCAAAUGUUCAAAUACAAAUGGUGUGUUAAAAAGCUCAGCGAUUUCUGAAUUUUAUAAAAAAAAAUUUAUAUAUAUAUAUAAAUCAAAAUUAAUUCAUUAAGUAAAUUAUUUCUAAGUUUCGAGUGCUUCUAAUGUAUGUACUAGUGUUUGUAAAAAUUUUAAACAAAGUUCGUACCAAUUAAUAUUAAGCGACAUCAAUUGUAUUUAGUUUAUAGUUUAAAAAGCUUUACAUGUGCCCUAAAAUCUAGCUGUAAA